Messenger RNA from Trichomycterus rosablanca, 1190 nucleotides. Its product is annotated as cathepsin S-like. Gene Ontology annotation, molecular function: cysteine-type endopeptidase activator activity involved in apoptotic process; cysteine-type endopeptidase activity. Bases 91 to 1080 code for a protein of 329 amino acids. The transcript is spliced from 8 exons. Gene Ontology annotation, biological process: positive regulation of apoptotic signaling pathway; positive regulation of peptidase activity; immune response. The record is from RefSeq and is a predicted model, not a curated record. Gene Ontology annotation, cellular component: lysosome. NCBI's taxonomy places the organism in Eukaryota, Metazoa, Chordata, Actinopteri, Siluriformes, Trichomycteridae.
AGCUCUUUAUAAAAGUGCAAUCGCACGACGUUCCUCAUUCGCUUCCUCUUUAAGGUGUAACAGGUUCCAUCUGAUCAUACAGAGCUCAAGAUGUUGAGGAGCUUGCUGUUUACUGUACUUUUUGGCACAGCAUUGGCCAUCACUGACCCAAGCCUGGACCUUCACUGGCAAAUGUGGAAGAAAAAUCACAGCAAGAUUUACUCCACUGAGGUAGAGGAGUUGGGUCGGAGGGAAAUCUGGGAAAGAAACCUACACAUGAUCACCCUGCACAAUCUUGAGGCUACUAUGGGAAUGCACUUGUAUGUUGUACGCAUGAACCAUCUGGGAGACAUGACUGAGGCAGAGAUUAUGCAGAGUUUGGCUGGAACUCGAGUACCACCUAACCUAAGGAGACCAACCUUACCUUUAGUGGCCUCCUCAGGCCGUUCUGUGCCCGAUUCAAUUGACUGGAGAGAGAAGGGCUACGUCACUGAGGUCAAGCAGCAGGGUUCAUGUGGCUCCUGCUGGGCUUUUAGUUCUGCUGGUGCUCUGGAAGGUCAGCUCAUGAAGACCACGGGUCGGUUAGUGUCUCUCAGUCCCCAGAACUUGGUAGACUGCUCCUUCAAGUACGGAAACAUGGGCUGCAAUGGGGGUUUUAUGUCUGAGGCUUUCAAGUACGUCAUAGAUAAUGGUGGCAUCGAUUCUGACCGAGACUACCCUUAUACUGCAAGUGAAGGGCCAUGUAGAUAUAACCCAUCACAGAGGGCUGCUAACUGUUCCAGUUACAACUUCGUCUCUGGGGGUAAUGAGGAGGCUCUAAAGGAGGCGGUUGCCACCAUUGGACCGAUCUCUGUGGCUAUUGAUGCUACUCGACCAAAGUUUGUCAUGUACCACAGUGGUGUAUACAGUGAUCCAACUUGUACCCAGAAUGUUAACCAUGCAGUUCUGGUUGUGGGAUAUGGUACACUAAAUGGAGAGGACUACUGGCUGGUGAAAAAUAGCUGGGGAACUAGCUUCGGUGAUGGAGGCUACAUCCGCAUUGCACGCAACAAGGGCAACAUGUGUGGCAUUGCAAGUUAUGCCUGCUACCCAAUCAUGUGAUUUUAACAAAUAAUUUUAAUUUUAUUUACCCCUGACAACUUGUAUAAAAAUUUAAGUCAGUUAUACUUUAUUUAAAAAGUUUUAUAAAUAAAAAAAAAAAUGAAUUUUUA